AUUGAGGAUAUAGAAAUAGUUUCAAAGAAAAACCUAACCUAAAAACCGAACCCUUGAACCUAACCUAACUUUACUAAAUAAAGCCAAAGACAAUGCCAACGAACCGGAGCGGGCAACAGGUGCUGGUGGCAAUCACAGUCGACAUAGACGCUCCAGCUCAAGCGCUGUCUGCAUGCACGAUGCACGCUUCUAUCGCAAUCCCAAUCGGCCGGUGCACAAGAUUUGGACGAACAGCGAGUGCGCCAAGUAUUUCUUGUGCCUGGACGGCGAGGUGUUUGAGUUCAAGUGUUCCGAGGGUCUGCUGUUCGAUGUGGUGCGACAGAUUUGUGACUUUAAGGCGAAUGUGGAUAAUUGUGAUAUUAGCGCUGAGACGCCGGCGCCCAAGCCGCUGCUCGAGAUGGCCGACUGUGCGGAUGAGACACAGCUGGGCUGUGCGGAUGGCACCUGCCUGCCGCAGGAGUACUUUUGCGAUGGCUCCGUCGACUGUCCGGAUGGCUCCGAUGAGGGCUGGUGCGAUGUCGAGCAUGAUCCGAAUGCGGCUGGUGCAUGUGAUCCGCGCAAGUGUCAGCUGCCGCAUUGCUUCUGCUCCAAGGAUGGCACCCAGAUACCCGGUAAUCUGCAGGCGCAGACUGUGCCACAAAUGAUAUUGCUGACCUUCGAUGAUGCCAUCAACCAUGACAACUGGGAGCUGUUCUCCAAAGUUCUGUUUACGGCAAAUCGACGCAAUCCGAAUGGUUGUCCCAUCCGGAGCACUUUCUAUGUCUCGCAUCCGUAUACGAACUACCAAUAUGUGCAGAAACUCUGGAACGAUGGACACGAGAUUGCCGUUCAUUCGGUGACUCAUCGCGGUCCAGAGCUCUGGUGGUCCAAGAAUGCCACCAUUGAGGAUUGGUUUGAUGAGAUGGUCGGCCAGGCGAAUAUUAUUAACAAGUUUGCCAGUGUGCGCAUGGAGGAGUUGCGGGGCAUGCGGGUACCCUUCCUGCGCGUCGGCUGGAACCGUCAGUUUCUCAUGAUGAAGGAAUUUGGUUUUGUCUAUGAUGCGUCCAUGGUGGCGCCGCACUCGAAUCCACCACUGUGGCCGUACACGCUGGACUUUAAGAUGCCGCACAGCUGCCUUGGCGCCAAUCAAAAUUGUCCGACGCGCAGUUAUCCAGGCAUUUGGGAGAUCGUUAUGAAUCAGCUGGAGGCGGGCGCUGGCGAAUACACAUGCGGCAUGGUCGACAGCUGUCCGCCGCAUCUAACUGGCGAGGAUGUGUAUCGCAUGCUCACGUACAAUUUUAAGCGUCAUUAUCUUAGCAAUCGUGCCCCAUUUGGAUUAUACUUUCACUCCACGUGGUUCAAGAAGAUUGACUACUUGAAUGCCUGUUUGAAAUUUUUGGAUGACAUGCAAAAGUUGCCGGAUGUGUACUUUGUGACCAAUCAGCAGGCCAUUCAAUGGAUGCGCAAGCCCACGCCCAGCAAUCAGCUGCAUCAAUUCGAGCCCUGGCACUGCCAGCCCAAGCAGCUGGAGCCGCACGAGCAGGUCUGCCAGAUGCCCAACGUUUGCAAGGUGCGCAGUCGCGUGCUUCAGGAGGAUCGCUAUUUUUAUACGUGCAUGGAGUGCCCGGCACAGUAUCCCUGGAUACGCAACGAAUUUGGUCUAGAAUAGCCAAUUGUUUAGU
Messenger RNA from Drosophila novamexicana, 1661 nucleotides. RefSeq lists its product as uncharacterized. Gene Ontology annotation, cellular component: extracellular region. Gene Ontology annotation, biological process: carbohydrate metabolic process. The record is from RefSeq and is a predicted model, not a curated record. The coding region runs from base 173 to 1648 and encodes 491 amino acids. The transcript has 4 exons. Lineage: Eukaryota; Metazoa; Arthropoda; Insecta; Diptera; Drosophilidae. Gene Ontology annotation, molecular function: protein binding; chitin binding.